GGGUUGGGGUGGCCCCGCCUCCUAUUGGCCUCGCUGCGUGGGUGCGACCGUGGGUAGUGAGGUCUCGUGCUGUCUCGUGCGCAAGCUAACGUUAGCGGUUGUCUUGGCUUCCCUCAGUCCCUUGCGCGGCCCACGUCUCUGGUAGAGUGCGCGGUGGCGGAGCAAGAUGCAGCGAGCGGUGCUGCGGCUUUGUAGCCCAGACAGGGGGUUACUUACUCCUGGUCGAAGAUUCCUUCAAGGAUUUCGCAGUUCGGGUAAAGAGAGCGUGUUCCACGUUCAUGAAGUUCGAGAUAAGCUGCGAGAGAUAGUAGGAGUGUCUACAGACUGGAGAGAACACAUGAAAGCAAUGGAUGAAAGAAAAUUGCUGCAUACUUUUUUGGCUGGGUCACAGAAAGAGUUGCCACCAAGGAGAAUGAAAGACAGUUAUAUUGAAGUUCUUUUGCCCUUGGGCAGUCAGCCUGAAUUACGAGAAAAGUAUUUGACUGUUCAAAACACUGUAAGAUUUGGCAGAAUUCUAGAGGAUCUUGACAGCUUAGGAGUUCUUAUUUGCUACAAGCACAACAAAAUUCAGUCAGCUAAGAUGUCUCCUCUAUCAAUAGUUACAGCUCUGGUGGACAAGAUUGACAUGUGCAAGAAGAGCUUAAGCCCAGAACAGGACAUCAAGUUUAGUGGCCAUGUUAGCUGGACUGGGAAGACAUCCAUGGAAGUAAAGAUGCAGAUGUUUCAGUUACUUGACGGUGAAUUUUCACGUGUUUUGGAAGCAACAUUUGUAAUGGUGGCCCGUGAUUCUGAAAAUAAAGGGCCUGCAUUUGUAAAUCCGGUCAUCCCUGAAAACCUAGAAGAAGAAGAGCUCUUUAAACAAGGAGAAUUAAACAGAGGGAGAAGGAUUGCCUUCAGUUCCACAUCAUUACUGAAAGUGGCUCCCAAUGCUGAAGAGAGGACAGCCAUACACAAUAUGUUUCUUAGCACGCUGGAUUCAAAGACUAUGAGUUUCCGAAGUCGAAUAUUGCCCCCUAAUGCAGUAUGGAUGGAGGAUUCAAAACUGAAGGGCUUGGAAAUUUGUCACCCUCAGGAGCGGAAUAUUUUCAAUCGGAUCUUUGGAGGUUUCCUUAUGAGGAAAGCCUAUGAACUUGGAUGGGCUACUGCUUGCAACUUUGGUGGUUCCCGACCAUUUGUAGUAGCUGUGGAUGACAUCAUGUUUCAGAAACCUGUUGAGGUUGGAUCAUUGCUGUUUCUUUCUUCGCAGGUAUGCUUUACUCAGCGCAAUUACAUUCAAGUCAGAGUUCACAGUGAAGUGGCCACUCUUGAGAAUAAAAGGCAUACAACCACCAAUGUCUUUCAUUUCACGUUCAUGUCAGAAGAACAAGUGCCUUUGGUGUUCCCCAAAACAUAUGGAGAGUCCAUGUUAUAUUUAGAUGGACAACGGCAUUUUAACUCCAUGAGUGUACCAGUGACCUUGCGAAAGGCCUACCUUGUGGAACCCUAGGAGCUCUGUGCAGUUGAAGACCAGUACUCCAUAGUGCCUGAUGAAGGCCUGAUCCUAUGUAUUGCUUCUUGUGUUUAUUCAAAUUCUCCAAAGAGAAGAAUGUGUUCAGCUCUCAUGAUGUUAAGAAAAACAGGAUGAGAGCGACUUGGUGGGUCACUGAGAAAAAAAGUUGCUAAACAAUAAAUAUUUUCAAGAGAA
Messenger RNA from Erinaceus europaeus (western European hedgehog), 1684 nucleotides. It is a transcript of the gene ACOT9, whose product is annotated as acyl-CoA thioesterase 9. The transcript has 15 exons. Bases 167 to 1486 code for a protein of 439 amino acids. Gene Ontology annotation, cellular component: mitochondrion. The record is from RefSeq and is a predicted model, not a curated record. Gene Ontology annotation, molecular function: fatty acyl-CoA hydrolase activity. NCBI's taxonomy places the organism in Eukaryota, Metazoa, Chordata, Mammalia, Eulipotyphla, Erinaceidae. Gene Ontology annotation, biological process: acyl-CoA metabolic process.